AGUUGUCGCAAUCCUCGAACGACAAGUCGUAGCCACAAAAAGGAUAUGAAUGCUAAUGCUCCUGCUCCCUCCUCAUCUUCGACUUCGCGUUUGGUGCAAACAAGUGAGAGCGCAACUUAUUCUACAUGUGAAUUCUUUGAAUGGGACGAUGAGGUUAUACGAAAGGUUGCUCUAGAAGAAGCUGCUGCCUCUGCCGCGGCGUCUUCAAAACAAGGAACAUCUUUGAACGCACCGGCAAGAACGAGAAGUGCUAGUAGUGGCAGAGGCACAAAUCACCAACACCAUAUUUUGAAAUCUUCCACAUCCACGAGCAACGCAGGAGGUCUUCCACUUACUUCUUCUUCGAGUUUUGGAUUUGGAAACAUCAAUUACCCGAACCCGAAUCAGACGCAGCGGCCGCAAACUGGAGUACAAGAACCCGCUCCGUCUUCUGCCUGGAAAUCGCACGGACGACACCAGCAGACGACUAGUACUACUUUCUCCUCUAUAACUUGCGACGCUGCAAGCGGAGGAUCGAGUGGCUUUCUGAGCAACAGCAGUUGUACACCAGCACAGAAAACAAGCUUUGGAUUACUUUCGAAGACAAGCUCUUCUACGUUUCUUGGUAGUGGAUUUCAAGGAAAAAGGAACCUCUAUGCGAGCUCGCAGUUAGGCGGUACUAGGGCAUUUCAGCAAUCUGCGGCAUCCGCAGUUCCAUCCGGCUCGAGCACUUCAAGAGCAGGUAACAACCUCUUCCAUCUAAGUAGUGGAGGUUCACCUGCUGUGAUGUCCAGUGAAGAAGAUGCCGCAAUUUCUGGCACUGCUUCCUCCAGUCGGGGUAGAGCCCCCAUUUCAAAUACUAACGCAGCUUUCAGUUUCAGUGGUAAUGAUCAAAUCAUAAUCCCGCGACAGCCAACAGUCGUUGCUCCCUUCGCUAAUAUGUCAACAAGUAGGACGACUGGUGGAACAGGUACAGGUUUUGGAAGAAUGGCUGGCUUCGGUUUUGGAGGUUUUGGAACUUAAUCUGUAGGUUACAACGAACUCCAUGAAUGAGGCUAGAAGCACUAAACCCUAAACCCUAAAUAUGCACCACAACAACGUAGACUAGACUAGGAUAAAUGGGGCUAGUAAAACGAGAAAGGGAGACUGACAACAGGUCAACACUCUUCAGUUCAUGAUAUUUAUAUAAAACAAUUUGUCGGGCUGCGACAUAAAACACAACUUGCACCACCUCGCGCUAGGCA
This is a messenger RNA of Amoebophrya sp. A25, 1223 nucleotides long. NCBI's taxonomy places the organism in Eukaryota, Dinophyceae, Syndiniales, Amoebophryaceae. The record is from the annotation of a GenBank genome assembly.